AAAAAAAAAUGUCAAUUUUGACAUUAUCAGCCUGACGUUUAUUUGUUGUUUGUUCCCACUACUAUUUAAUUAUAUAAUUUUCGUUGCAAAAUGAUACACAAAUGGUGGCAUAGAAUAAUUCGACGUAGAACGAAACCAAUUCCUGAAGACGUCGCCAUUCUUUGGAAAAGACGGCUCAGUUUAGCUUAUGGAUUUAUAGCAUGGAAUGCGUUUGGGAUACUUAUAUACAACAUAUACCAAGGCAAAGCAGAUUGGGCCCAUUAUCAUGGACUUAAAUCAGAUGAGGAAAAAUCCAUUCCGCCAGCGCGUGCAUGGGCAAACACAUUGGGUAUUAAGAAUGCGAAAGUGUACAAAAUAGCAGGAUUUACAAAAGUUGAUGAAUAUGAUAUCGUUCAGGGUGAGGAAGUUCGAUCAAAUAGUGAACCAAAUAAAGAAGACACAGAAGAAUUAAGUCAAUAAUUUAUUAGAAAAUCUGUGAUGUAUUUCAUAAGGUAAAUAAUUAACUGUAGAAUAAGCAUUAUUAAAUAAAUAAUUGUAAUUUU
Molecule: messenger RNA, 542 nt
Organism: Vanessa tameamea
Lineage: Eukaryota; Metazoa; Arthropoda; Insecta; Lepidoptera; Nymphalidae
Exons: 2
Coding region: 91-459 (122 amino acids)
Source: RefSeq, a predicted model, not a curated record